Molecule: messenger RNA, 823 nt
Organism: Cynara cardunculus var. scolymus (artichoke)
Lineage: Eukaryota; Viridiplantae; Streptophyta; Magnoliopsida; Asterales; Asteraceae
Product: ethylene-responsive transcription factor ERF026-like
Exons: 1
Coding region: 1-573 (190 amino acids)
Biological process (GO): regulation of DNA-templated transcription
Molecular function (GO): DNA binding; DNA-binding transcription factor activity
Source: RefSeq, a predicted model, not a curated record
AUGGCUAACCGUCGCCGCCGCAACUCCCCUGCAUUUCGGCAAUCCCAAGAUGAAGACAACUCAAACCGCACCGCCGCGGGAAGCUCCUCCAGUCGCCAUCCUGCUUACCAUGGCAUCCGCUGCCGAGCCGGAAAAUGGGUUUCUGAAAUUCGUGAACCAAACAAGCCAACUCGUAUAUGGCUAGGCACGUAUCCGACACCGGAAAUGGCGGCCGCCGCUUACGACGUGGCGGCAUUGGCACUCAAAGGCACGUAUGCGGUACUAAACUUUCCUGACUCUAUUCUCUCUAGUACGCUUCCUGAGUGUCCGACGGCUGACGACAUCCGUGCCGCAGCAGCAAGGGCGGCAGCCGCUCGAGCUCCGACUAAUGAAACUGGCGGUGGAAGUGGAAGCUCUACCGGUGUUGGAGGAAACCAUCCCGGAGGAUAUAUGGACGAUGAAGCAGUGUUUGGAAUGCCAAAUAUGUUGUCGGACAUGGCGGAAGGAAUGCUCCUAACCCCACCGAGAGACAACUCUAAUCCGCCGGACGAUGGAGAUGAUUACUCCGGUGGAGGGAAUCUAUGGAGUUACUGAUGACAGUUAAGUAAUCUGGUAUCAACCGGUAUGCAUGAAUGAUUGUGCAAGUGUGCCUUUUUUUUCCUCCAAAAUCUUCCGUUUACUAACAACACUUGGAAGGUGUUGGAUUUUUGUGGGUGAAUGAAAUAUAUAUUCACCAAUUUGUAUUAGAUGCUUGCAAUCCUGAUUUGUUUUUAAGUGUGUGUUAAUUUAGGUGCUUCAAAAUAAUUGUAACAUAUCCUACACUUCUUGUAGUUGAUGUGCAUAU